Molecule: messenger RNA, 4612 nt
Organism: Brassica napus (rape)
Lineage: Eukaryota; Viridiplantae; Streptophyta; Magnoliopsida; Brassicales; Brassicaceae
Product: disease resistance protein RRS1B
Exons: 6
Coding region: 55-4380 (1441 amino acids)
Biological process (GO): signal transduction; defense response
Molecular function (GO): ADP binding
Source: RefSeq, a predicted model, not a curated record
AUCUCUCUUGUAAAGCCAAGCUUGAUCCUCCUUUUUUGGAAACGUCGUCGUUUAAUGGAUUCCCUCCUUGGGAGCUGUGCUGCUGCUGCGAUAGGAUUCUUCACGAUUCUCGUUACGCUAUUACUUGCGUUUUACAGAAGAUUCAGAUCCAAUCGACGGAACGUGACAGUGGCGUCAUCUUCUUCGACGAGCACCACUCUAUCUAGCGAUUUCGAAGCAGUGCCUAAUGGAUUACGAAUACGCGCCGUCUACAUCUACUGCGAAGAGACGUUACAGUACACCUUCGCUAGCCACCUCUCCGUCGAUUUCCGCCGGAAACGCAUUGCUGCGUUUGUGAAUUGCGAUUUGAAUCCGGAUGUGGCAGAGGGAGCGAGCGCUUCUGUGGUGGUUUUCUCCAAGAGCUACUCGUCCUCCGCCUCAUGCCUUGACAAGCUCGUGACGGUUCUUCGGUGCCGGAGGAAUACCGGCCAGAUGGUGGUGGUUCCGGUGUUCUACGGCAUUAGUCCAUCAGAUGUUGCCGUGCGGGUGCACGGCUCAGCUGAUCGGAUAAGAGAGUGGAGCAACGCUCUCAGAGAACUGAGAGAGUUGCCAAGCCACCAGUGUAGUGAGGAAUCUGAUGAGGGCCAAGUGGUGGAAGAGAUUGUCAAAGAUGUGUAUGAAAAGCUCUUUCCUACUGAACAGGUUGGAAUCAACUCAAGGCUGGUGGAGAUAGAACAGUUGCUUUGCAAGCAACCAUGGGGUAUACGCCGCAUCGGGAUUUGGGGUAUGCCUGGCAUAGGCAAGACGACGCUUGCUAAAGCAGUUUUCGACGACAUCUCUGGAGGCUAUGAGGCUUCUUGUUUCAUCAAACACUUUGACGAAGCUUUCAAUGAGAAGGGACUUCACCGUUUGUUGGAGGAACAUUUUGGGAAAAUCCUCAAGGAACUGCCUCGUGUAUGCAGUAGCAUUACAAGACCUAGUCUCCGAGGGGAGAUUUUAAGCAAGAAGAGGACUCUUGUUGUUCUUGAUGAUGUGAAAAAUCCCUUAGCUGCCGAGUCUUUCCUCGGAGGGUUUCAUUGGUUUGGUCCGGGUAGUUUAAUCAUCAUAACCUCCAGAGAUAAACAAGUGUACCGCCAUCGUCAGAUAAAUCAUGUGUAUGAGGUUCGGAGCUUAAGCGAGGACGAGGCUUUGCAGCUGCUAUCUCAGUGUGCAUUUGGUAAUGACAUAAGAGAUCAAAAACGCAUGGAACUAUCGAUGGAAGUGAUUGACUACGCUAGGGGAAAUCCAUUUGCUCUAAGCUUUUACGGCAGAGAGCUGAAGGGAAAGAAACCGUCAGAAAUGGAGGCGACAUUCCUCAAACUCAAGCUACGUACUCCACAUAAGAUUCAUGAUUUAUUCAACAGCAGCUACAAAACACUUGACGACAGCGAGAAGAACAUUUUCUUGGACAUUGCUUGUUUCUUCGUGGGAGAAGAUGUUGACUAUGUGAUGCAACUGCUUGACGGAUGUGGCUUCUUUCCACAUGUUGGGAUUGAUGUUCUUGUGGAGAAGUGUCUGGUGACUAUUUCAGAAAACAGAGUGAUAAUGCAUAGAAUAAUCCAAGACUUUGGCAGAGAAAUAAUCAACGGGGAAUCAGUACAGAUAGAGCGCCGUCGGAGACUGUGGGAGCCUUGGACCAUCAAGUUUCUACUUGAGGACGACAAACUUGAAGCAAAUGGAUAUCCCAGAGAAACCUGCAAACGUCCUUUGGGCACUGAAGACAUCGAGGGCAUAUUUCUAGACACAUCGAGUUUACUCUUUGAUGUGAAGCCCACUGCUUUUGAUAAUAUGCUUAACCUUAGAUUCCUCAAGAUUUACUGUUCCAGUCAUGAAAACCAAUAUGGUCUCGGCCUUCCAAGAGGACUUGAGUCUCUGCCAUAUGAGCUAAGACUUCUCCACUGGGAGAACUAUCCUUCAGAGUCCUUGCCACAAGAAUUUGACCCAUGCCACCUAGUAGAACUCAAUAUGUCUUACAGUCAUCUUCAGAAACUUUGGGAAGGAACCAAGAACCUCGACAUGUUGAAGACGUGUAAGCUUUGUUAUUCCCAGCAGCUGACUGAGGUUGACGAUCUUUCUAAAGCUCAGAAUAUCGAGCUAAUUGAUCUCCAAGGCUGUACAAAACUGCAGAGAUUUCCAACCACUGGUCAACUACGUCAUCUCCGAGUUGUAAAUCUUUCAGGUUGCACAGCGAUCACAAGUGUCCCAGAGGUUUCACCUAACAUUGUGGAACUACAUCUCCAGGGAACUGGCACAAGAGAAUUACCAAUAUCUCUUGUGUCCCCUUCCCAAGAAGAUAACCUGAACCUUGAGAAAUUAACAAGCCUGGCUCAAGUCAUCUCAUCAAAUCAGCAUCUUGACAAACUUGUUUUGCUGAAUAUGAAAGAUUGUUUUCAUUUGCAAAGCUUGCCUCACAUGUUUCAUUUAGAAACUCUUGAAGUUCUUGAUUUGUCUGGAUGCUCGGAGCUCAAGAGUAUACAAGGAUUCCCACGAAACUUAAAAGAGUUGUAUCUUGUUGGCACUGCUGUCACAAAACUACCACCCCUUCCCUGGAGUAUAGAAGUCUUGAAUGCACAUGGUUGUAUGUCUCUUGUAUCAGUUCCUUUUGGUUUCGAGAGACUUCCUAGGUAUUACACAUUCAGUAAUUGCUUUGCUCUUUCUGCACAAGAGGUCAGAGAAUUUGUAGCUAACGCUCUGGCUAAUAUAGAACGCAUCGCGAGAGAGUAUCAGCCGGAACUCAAGAAAUCUCUGGCUUUCAGCUUCACUGUGCCUUCGGCUGUAAGUAAAAAUUUCACUUGUGAUCUGCAACCAGGGUCUUCUGUGAUGAUACAACUGGGUUCUUCUUGGAGAAGCACACUCGGUUUUGCUGUCUUAGUCGAACUUUCAUUUUUGGAGGAUUACCAGGAGGCCACUGGUUUUGGAAUCACUUGUGUUUGCAGAUGGAAAGACAAGGAAUUCGUCUCUCAUAGGCUUGAAAAAAACUCUCACUGUUGGAGUCCAGAGGAAGGUGUUCCGAAAGAUCACAUGUUUGUCUUCUGUGAUUUAAACAUGCAUCGGAGCACCUGCGAAGGAAAUGAUCCCGGUAUAUUGGCUGAUCUUGUCGUAUUUGAAUUCUUUACUGUGAACAAACAGAAGAAGCCUCUGGAUGAGAGUUGCACAGUGAAGAAAUGUGGAGUCCAUGUGAUUACUGCCGUAAAUGGAGAUGCAAGUUGUAACAUGACUCAAGAGAGUUUUGGUAACGAGGUUGAAGAAGAGUUGAGGGUGGUCUUUGAUGUCUUGGACAAGAAUGAUAGAACUUUGUUUCUUUACAUUGCACGUCUGUUCAACGACGAGAAAGCUGAUUUCUUAACACCGCUUAUCCCUAGCACUGGCUUGGAGAUUAGUUCUAGGCUCAAGUUCUUAGCCAGUAACUCUCUCAUACAUAUAUCUCCAUUUGGUAUCACAAUGCGGCAUAGCUUACGUCAGAAAAUAAGUAGGGAGAUCGUCCAUAGACAACCCACGUUGGGGAAGGACUUAAUAAAGGACUCCACGUCACCUGCUUGGAAAUACGACGUCUUUAUAAGUUUCAGCGGGGAAGAUGACAGUAAUAACAAACUCAGCAACCUUCUUGCAAAGUUCAAAGGUAAACUAAUGAGUACACCCCAUAGAUGCAAGUCGGUCACACCAGAGCUUGUGCAAGCAAUAAGAGCAUCGAAAGGUUCGAUUGUCUUGCUCUCAAAGAGCUACGCCUCUUCGAGUAGGUGCUUGGAUGAGCUGGUAGAGAUUAUGAAUUGCAAUAAAGAGCUGGCUCAAAAAGUAGUGGCCAUAUUCUACAACGUGGCUCCUUCCGAUGUUAGGCUUCAGAGUGGAGACUUUGGGAGGGCCUUUCAAACUACGUGCAUAGGCAAAUCAGAGGAUGAGAAACGGAAAUGGGCGCAGGCUUUGGCCGACUUAGCGAAUAUGGACGGAGUGAAUUCACGCAAAUGGGCUAAUGAAGCAAACAUGUUCGAAAAAACUGACUCUGACGUUCUGGAGAAGAUAGAUCAUAAAAGAUCAAAUGAGUCUGGCGAUAUGGUUGGAGUUGAAGAACAUGUUACAGACGACGGUUUUGGGUCGGGUUGGGAAUCUGAGGAAGUGGAUAAAACAGUUGGGACAGCGGGUUUCAUGACAAAAGGGGAAGAGAUAAACGCAAGUAUGGUUGCUAUGCCAGUGGAGCCGUCACAUCUGUUUAAACAAGAAGGGAGAGUGAUAAGAUCCGGAGCGUGGAGUCCUAGCUUCCUCGAUCGUAUCCCCUUUGCCGAGCUUUAUACUGGAGAAGUCCCAACUGCCGUUUUACAAGGGCUGGGCAAUAUCCGCUCAGUGCUCCAAUCUAGAAGAUCUAUAUAACUGUAAGUUUACUGGUCGAGCAAAACAUAAGCAAAGUGUCCCUUUGGUUUCGUGUUUCUUUUAGCAUUCAUUUGUAACGUAGAUACACAGAUAUAUGAACUGUAUGUUGCGUAUAUACAUAGAAGUAAAUCAACUGUAUCUAUCAGAUAAUCAUAAAACUUUUUGAUGUUAAAACAUACUAAGAAUCAAAAUUGUAAGACUUAACUUUGAUUUCAGUUGCGUUUAUGUUUUC